AUGCAGCUCAUCCUCAUGGCGAAAGCUCCAAAAAAUCCAUGGCGGAUUCCUCUUGUUAACCCAUCACUUUUCACGCAGUUCGUCGCAGCUUCUCCUUUCUCGUCCCCGAACACGAAUUUCAGAAACCGGCCAUCGUCUUCUUCACAGCUCCCUCUUAUCCUCUUACUCUCCGUUUUCAUCCUCUGCACAUUCUUCGCGAUUUGCGCUUUCACUUUCUACCCGAUUUCUCAGCACUCCAUCCUUUGCUCGGCGGUUUCGCCUUCUUCAUCGUUGGCGUCUCUCUCAUUGAUUUUUAGUGAUUUGGCGAAACAGGACGGGCCCAGCAGCGCCAUGGUGCCUCUACCCGCGCACGGGGUGCCCGCAAACCCUAAUCUCUCUCUUGUGGAGAGGGAUUUCUGGCGGCAGCCCGAUGACGAGGGUUAUCGGCCGUGCUUGGGUUUUGGGCUCGACUACCGGAAGAUGUCCGGUAAGAUUUCUAAGGAGAAGAGGAAGUUCCUGGUGGUGGUUGUUUCCGGCGGGUUGAAUCAGCAGAGGAGACAGAUUGUUGAUGCGGUUGUCAUGGCUAGGAUUCUGGAGGCGGCUUUGGUGGUGCCGGUUUUUGAGGUUCAUCGCGUUUGGGGAGAUGAGAGUGAGUUUGCAGACAUAUUCGAUCUGGAACAUUUCAGAAAGACUUUGCAAGCUGACGUUCGAAUCGUGUCUUCCCUUCCUGCUACACACUUGGUGUCACGGCAGUCAGUCGUGGAUCAAAUUCCAUAUCAGGUCUCGCCAAUGUGGCUUCGUGCAAGGUUCCUUCACCAACUAAAUAAUGAAGGCCUUCUCAUAUUGAAAGGACUAGAAUCUAGACUCUCCAAGAAUCUUCCCUCGGAUCUUCAGAAGCUCCGCUGCAAGGUGGCGUUUCAUGCUCUGAGAUUCACCUCCCCAAUUAAUGAACUCGGCAAUAAGAUUGCUCGGAGAAUGUGGAUCGAAGGCCCUUACAUAGCCGUACAUCUAAGGAUAGAGAAGGACGCGUGGGUCAAAACUGGAUGUCUCACCGGCUUAGGACCUGAGCAUGACGAAAUCAUAACCAAGGAACGGGAAUCUAAACCUGACCUCCUAACUGAUAACUUGAAUCUAUCCAACUCCGCUCGACAUCUUUCAGGACUCUGCCCUCUCAGUGCACUUGAAGUAGCAAGGCUUCUAAAGGGUUUAGGAGCACCCGGAGAUGCCCGUAUAUAUUUGGCCGGAGGAAAACCAUUCGGAGGCAACCGAGCCCUAGAGUCGCUCGUGCAUGAGUUUCCGAAUAUAUUCACGAAGCAGAGUUUGGCACGAGAGGGAGAGCUCACUCCAUACAUGAACAAACCUUCUUUUCUUGCGGCCAUAGACUACAUCGUGUCAUUGAGCAGUGAUGUUUUUGUACCUUCCCAUGGCGGCAACAUGGCCAAAACUAUACAGGGUCAUCGUGCAUUCGUCGGGCACAGAAAGUACAUAAAGCCGAACAAGAGAAUGAUGGUCAUGUUGCUGGAGAAUGUGUCAUUAACGGAAGAAGAAUUUGGGAGGACUAUGCGGAGGCUGCAUAAAUACUCUCUGGGGCAGCCUGAGCCGAGGAACGAGAGUACCUCGUCAGCCCUUCUCCGACCACCACGCGCCGCCGACCUCGCUAAUGUAGGAGUAGAUGGGCUCGGUUUCGUCCGCCCUGAGACCUCGCAGACCUCCACUUAUCGACACCAUCUCGUUCGCGACAUCUGUCUGCCGCCGCUGUCCCCGCCCCGUUUCGCCAUCCGACCACCGCCGCUGUCUUUGUCCACUGUUUAA
This is a messenger RNA of Striga hermonthica, 1791 nucleotides long. The record is from the annotation of a GenBank genome assembly. NCBI's taxonomy places the organism in Eukaryota, Viridiplantae, Streptophyta, Magnoliopsida, Lamiales, Orobanchaceae.